Messenger RNA from Cricetulus griseus (Chinese hamster), 3446 nucleotides. NCBI's taxonomy places the organism in Eukaryota, Metazoa, Chordata, Mammalia, Rodentia, Cricetidae. The record is from RefSeq and is a predicted model, not a curated record.
UCCUAAAAGCUCUCGGGAGGCGGCACCUCCCGGGACUAGAGUCCUCAGCCGCCCCAGCCAUGGCACAGGCUCAGGAGGGCAACGACCCCAUCGGAACCAUCCUAAUCCAGGUCCAAGAGGACCUUCAUCAAUUAAAGCAUAAAUUAACAAAAUUCUCAAGUGAGGAGACAAAAGACCCUCUGGACAUUCAAAAUCUUGAGACAGCAAUCCAAAGGACUGAAAUGGGGUUAAAAAUUCACAUUGAGAAGUAUCUAGAAGUUGUAAACCACCAGGUGUUAGUGGCUCCUGUGCAUGAAAACAUACAUUCUCCUGUGACUCCCAAAUGGGUGAUUCCAACUUUAAUUGACCCGAAAUCAAUUUUCUCCAAGGAGCCUGAGGGUAAACUUGGUCAACCUCAAAAGCGCAGUUCAGUUUCACAUGGCCUUACAAGAGCAAAGCCAAUGACAGAGUUGAAUGUAAAGAUCAUGCAGGAUCCGGAGAACACGCACCACAGAGCUGCUAUGAAAGAGAACUACGGUGUCAGUUUGCCAUAUAUUAAUCAGAGAAAAGCACAUGAGAAGGUUCAUCGGUUAGUAAAAGGGUCCACAAUAUCCAGCCUCUCGGUUCUGCCACCAUCUCAUCGCACUGAUCCCCAUUUUAUUCCCAUUCCUGUCUUGCCAAAGGAUGCCAGUAAAGGGAUCUUAAGUAUGAUCCAACGGGGAUUGAUUCCCCCAACAGCAAGGAUCACCUUUCAGAAUCCACCCAUUAAACCCCAAGCAGUUCCUCUGCAUAGUUUUGAUGAGCCACGUAGGAUUUCAACAGAAGCCCCCUUCCUUCUAGCUCAGAAGAAACACCAGGUUCCAGAAGUGGCGGUGUCUCAAAAGAAACGAAAGAUAAAGGGGAAAGGCAAAAGGCCAAGAGGAAACGUCGAUAGGAAGGCUCUAAAAAUUACUACACCAACUAAGACUAUAAAGACACCGUGGAGUUUCAACUUUUCUAUUUAUGAUGGCACCAUAGACAAGACAGCCCCAGACUUCUUAGCAUUCAAGGCACAUUAUAGCUUAGCCUGGGGAAGUAUUAUUUCUGUCCUGGAACAAAUUGAGAAGUUUCUCAAGGACUAUGCAAUAUCAGAAGCCAAAGUUAGAGGGACGAGUUUGAUGUCCCUGCUUCCAGAAUUUGAGCUGAAGAAUAAACUUACCAAAAGUGAUGUUCUGUUAGUGCUAGAGAACCCGCUUCACAUCCAAAUGCUGUUAAACCUUCCGGGACAGAGGUACAAGGGCCGAGAAGGAAGGACGGAGGCUGCGGUCAAGAUCCAAGCCACAUGGAAAUGUUAUAAGACAAGAAAAUUCUUCCUUUGUUAUCGCCAGAAGAAGUGGGCCUCAGGUGUGAUCGCCCUUGCAUGGCUUUUAUAUUGCCACAGGAUAAGGAUAAAGAAGAUACUGAAGGAAUCUCGUCAGAGACACCUGGAGAAUUUCCGCAUUCGAGCCAAGCAUCUGGCAGCCAACUGGAGUCGCAUCAGGACCUCCAGGAGGACUAUUAUCCAUAUCCCAUCAUUAGGCUAUUCCCAGGCUGUGCGAAAACGCAUCUCUGAUUUUGACAUACAGCAGAACAUGCAGCUGGGGAGGCUGUGUGACAUCCUAGAUGCCAAUGUCAAUGUCAUCUACAUCUGCUCCCAUCCUAUGAAUGAUGAGUUAAAGAUGUACUACAAAAAACUCCUGAGUCUACAAGCAGCUGUCAAGUCGGGGUACUAUGAGGAUAGGAGUGACCUGCAGAACAGGUUCAGAAUUAUCACCCCUGAAGCUGUAAACAUCUUCACUAAGCAUCACAUGUGCCUGGCCACUCACCUGAUGUACAGUCCCAAGGCAAUCAAAAGAAUCAAAAAUCUCAUCCAAGGAAGAGAGGCCUACAUCGUGGGCGGGCUCCUCCACAGAGACGACUUAGCUGUGGCUGAUAUGCUGAAUGUACCCAUCCUGGGCUCAGAGCCUGAGCUGGUUCACCUUUACAGUGCCAAGUCUGGAAGUAAACGGAUCUUUGACAGUGCUGAUGUGCCAAUGCCUCCUAGCAUAUAUGACAUCUAUACUUACCAGCAGAUGAUAGAACAAUUGAGCCAGUUGGUGACUGAUCACCUACGAAUCCGACGCUGGGUCUUUAAAAUGAACACAGAAUUUGGAGGAAAUGGGACAGCAUUUUGUGACAUCCCUUCCUACCUAAAGUGCUACAAGUGGGUGCUAAAGGAGAGUGACAGAUAUGGCCAUGAAGACUGGAAAAAGAAGUGGGCGCAAGAGCCAGCUCUGCUGAAGAUCUCCGAGGAGCUGGCGGGCAUUUUAGCACAGCACGUACAGCCAGUCAAUGAGAAACAGUUCCCGACGUGGAUGAAAUUCCUCCAAACGUUUCUCACUCAAGGUGGCGUGAUUGAAGCAUACCCACCUGCAGACAGUGUCACCAACCUCACCGUAGACAUGUUGAUAGAGCCUGAUGGAGAAAUCAGAGUGCUGUCAAUGGGGGACCAGUAUCAUGCUGAAGGCCCCUUUAUUUCUUCUGGUACCACCAUGCCUCAGACCUCAGUGGAUCCCCAAGUUCUCUGUUCUUUGUGUCUCCAAAUUGGAAAUGCCUGCAAAAAGAAAGAUGUGAUUGGUUACUUUUCUAUAGAUCUGGUGACUUUUAUUGACCCAAACACCUUAGAGCAGCAGGUAUGGACAACAGGCCUCAACGUCUCAUACAGUGACCAGCUAUCCAUGACUCAGCUCACUUUGUACUUGACAAAUGGCCAUCUGAAUUGUGGUAUGAGCACCCUGGAAGUGCCCCACUUUGAUCAAGAUACGGAAAGGAUGAAAAAGCGCCAUAGCAUCCAAGCAGAGAUGUCACCAGAAACCAGUCGCUAUGCAGUGAUGACCACCCAGCUGAAGCACGACAAUCUCUCCCUAGUCUUCUAUUAUGUUUUUCUCCAGAUGUGUAAGGCCCAUGGCAUUGGCUAUGACCUUGAGGACAGACAAGGAACUGUUUUUAUAUUAUAUGAACCUCUGAAGAGAUUCAAGUUGGGCAUGUUAACAAUCGGUGUGGAUCUCCAGGGGGUCCUCAUGACCUUUGCUCGCAAUCUCUUCAUCAUCCAUCAAGAAAUAUCAGCACCUAAUAUGCAAGGCGAGACCAAUUUUAAGGCUACCAUUAAUGAUAUCGAAACCAUUUUAGGAGUAACAGAAGAAAAUAAAAUGAGAUUUGAAGGUGAAAAAGAUACCAAAGACAAGGAGGAUCACCUGUAUAAGCCUGUUGAGACACACUCAGAUACAUCAUGACUGGAUCCCUGUCUAGAGAAAGAACAAUGUUUCCUUUGCUAUUAGUAUAAAAGUGGGGAAGUUAGUUUGCUGUUUGCCAAGAGGUCAAUCAGAACAAAUUGUAAUGUAAUAGUUCUUAAAAUCCUGUUUAUUAUGUAAUGUUAUUUUACUCAUUAAACAAACUUACUGGUGUUUUCA